AUGGCUUAUCGGCUACCACCAAUAGACACUGUCAGAAAUCUCCCUACCACACAGAAAAUCCAGCUCUUAGCUCAUUUGUUUGAACCAUGUGACACUCUUACUCAAUAUAUUAUUCCCAAACUCUUUCCCAUAAAUACUGAGGCCAACGAACAGCCAUUUAAAAACUAUAAAGAACUGAUAGAUAAAUGCCAUUCUCUAUUCAGUAGCUUACUAAGUGAGAUAAACAGCUCAGCUGAUCCUGAGCUUACCCAUAUUGCAAACGGUAUUAUUGGAGCACACCCAAGGCUCGGCCCCCAGAAAGGAGGAUCUGCGCUUUCGUCUCAUUCAAAUUCGGAACAAAAGUCCUUAGCAGGAUCAAGUGCUGAAGAGACAGCAAGGCUUGUCGAACUCAACGAAUCAUAUGAAAAAACUUUCCCAGGCUUAAGAUACGUCGUCUUUGUUAACGGUAGGUCUAGGCCAGCUAUAAUGAACGACAUGGUGGAAAGGAUAUUCAGGAACGAUAUAAAAGCAGAAAGACAAGCUGCAAUUGAUGCUAUGUGUGAUAUAGCAUGGGAUAGGGCAAAGAAACUACAAAGCCCAAGCUCUCAAUAA
This is a messenger RNA of Komagataella phaffii GS115, 591 nucleotides long. RefSeq lists its product as hypothetical. The coding region runs from base 1 to 591 and encodes 196 amino acids. The record is from RefSeq and is a predicted model, not a curated record. The transcript has a single exon. NCBI's taxonomy places the organism in Eukaryota, Fungi, Ascomycota, Pichiomycetes, Pichiales, Pichiaceae.